AUGGGACCAUUAGAAGAAAAACUUUCAGGCCAGACCAAGGCUAGUCGCUUCGCAGUAUUUAUUCGAAGAGGGAAGAAAAUUAAAAGCAACGUUUUUAAGAUAGUAUUCCAGGGAACCACUUUAAUAUGGUUGACGCUGGCAUGGGCGUCUCUGGCGUGGGUUACGUCCCUCGAUCUCUCAAUCACUUCUUUCGGCUCACGGGUCUAUCCGGAACAUAAUAUUCAUGAUGGAGAAAUGUUCGAAUACAUAGUUGUGGGCGGGGGUGCUGCGGGUGGCGUGGCGGCGGCUCGACUAGCGCAAGCAGCACGUGGUGUGCUGCUUUUGGAGGCGGGUGGAACGCCGGGCCUGUUGACGCGGAUACCAGGUUUAGGCGGGGGUCUCAUCGGCUCGGCUGCGGACUAUUACUAUCCAACGCAGCCUAAUGGUCGCUCUUGCCUAUCAUCUAUCCGCCGUUUCUGCCGAUUUAGUCGUGGCCGUGUGCUCGGUGGCUCUACUGCCAUCAAUCUAAUGAUGUAUACGCGUGGUCACCCCGAGGACUACGACUUCGGCCUGCACGGCUGGACCUGGCCAGAAAUUCGUCCAUUCUUCUUGCGUUCUGAGGGACUACAAAAUCCAUAUCAGUUACCGAUGUCAUCAGCGUCUCAUCACAAUACGGAGGGCGUAGUCCCUGUCGGGUUUUUCGGAGACUCGGAAAACCCAUGGCAAGUUCGCGUCUUCAAAGGUUUUAACUUUCUAAACUUUACAACUAACCUGGAUUUAAAUGCCGAGUCCCAAAUCGGAGUGUCUCGAGUGCUAUCAUUCACGUCGGGCGGGGAGCGCGUUAACACUGCAGAGGCAUACCUGCGGCUGCCCGGUGUCGCGCCACACCUGCGCCUCGCUACACAUUCUACCUGCCUUCGUGUGCUCAUUAACGAUGUUGGAGAGGCUUUUGGGGUCGAAGUCGCUCGGAACGACCGAACUUACCGGAUUUUUUCCCAACGGGAAGUUAUUCUCGCGGGAGGGGCCAUUGGCUCGGCAGAAAUUCUACUCAGGUCCGGCGUCGGGCCAGCGGACCACCUGCAGCGACUUAAUAUCCCGGUGCGGGCAGACCUACCGGUCGGGGAGGAUCUCAUUGACCACGUCGCGCCACUAGUAUUCAUAUCGGUGAACGAAGAGGCUAAAUCAUCGCUCCGGAUGAUCCUUUCUAAACUAAAGGAAGGCAUCCGUUGGAUUUCUAUGCGAGAUGGACCUCUCGCCACAUCAGGCUUAUCGGAUCUAACGGCUUUCCUUAAUACAGAAUGUUACGACUUCAAAACAAAACAAUUGAGAAUCGAUGGUAAUCAAUGCGAUCGACCUACUGUGCAAUACAUACAUUCGUACCUUGAGAGGGGCUUUCUGGGCGCGGGAAGAUCUCUAUACGAGCGCGUAACGCGUCACGAGGCGGCUUUCGUGAACCAGGUCGAAGCUGUCAACGAGCGACAAGCUCUACUGCUCGUAACGGCAGUGGUACUGCAGCCUAAGUCACGCGGCUAUGUGCGCCUCGCGAGCGCGGACAUAUUUCAAGCCCCACUAAUUUGGCCCAACUAUUUGGAAGACGAACGGGACGUUGAAGAAGCUGUGCGUGCUAUAAGAAUUCUGGACGAUUUGACACAGACACCAGAAUACAGGAACUAUAACGCGUCAAUACUAAGGCCUAAGCUACCAGGGUGCAAAAUGCUGGAGAGCACAGAUUAUUGGCGGUGCUACGUCCGCCACAUGACGCUUGCGGUGCACCACGCGACAGGCACGGUGGCUCUGGGGCGUGUAACGGAUGAGCGAGGGCGCGUGCGGGGAGUGCGGGGGCUCCGCGUGGUAGACGCGGGGCUCUUUCCACGACCGCCUUCCGCCAACACCGCAGCCGCCGUCAUUGCACUAGCUGAGCGCAUCACACAAUUCGUUCAACAAGACAAUACAUCCGUGUCGCAUUAUAUUGACAGAAAAUAA
Molecule: messenger RNA, 1962 nt
Organism: Pieris macdunnoughi
Lineage: Eukaryota; Metazoa; Arthropoda; Insecta; Lepidoptera; Pieridae
Source: the annotation of a GenBank genome assembly